GCUACGUCCUACGUGGACGUCGCAUCCUGUGGGAGUCGUGGAAGCGGGGCCCGGUGCGCUCAACUUGUAGCCAUGUCGGCCUCUGUGGUGUCUGUUAUUUCGCGGUUCUUAGAGGAGUACUUGAGCACCACUCCGCAGCGGCUGAAGUUGCUGGACGCGUACCUCCUGUAUAUACUGCUGACCGGAGCGCUGCAGUUCGGUUACUGUCUCCUCGUGGGGACCUUCCCUUUCAACUCUUUCCUCUCGGGCUUCAUCUCUUGUGUGGGAAGCUUCAUCCUAGCGGUGUGCCUGAGAAUACAGAUCAACCCACAGAACAAAGCGGAUUUCCAAGGCAUAUCCCCAGAGAGAGCCUUUGCUGAUUUUCUCUUUGCCAGCACUAUCCUGCACCUUGUCGUCAUGAACUUCGUUGGCUGAAUUGUUCCCAUGCUUCAUCGAGGAGAAGACUGGAAAAAUGUUCACUUUUUGAUGUCCCCUGGAUAUGAUUUCUUGAGAUGGCAGCUUGUUGGACACAUGGAUGUUCAGAUUUGUACUCACUGUCAACCUUGGUUGGUGUGUAGGUGGAAAGCCCAGAGAAGUUCACCUUGUGUCAGACCAGCUUUGUGAUGAAUGUUA
Octodon degus (degu) is the source of this 612-nucleotide messenger RNA. It is a transcript of the gene Dad1, whose product is annotated as defender against cell death 1. Gene Ontology annotation, biological process: protein N-linked glycosylation. The record is from RefSeq and is a predicted model, not a curated record. Gene Ontology annotation, cellular component: membrane; oligosaccharyltransferase complex. Bases 73 to 414 code for a protein of 113 amino acids. NCBI's taxonomy places the organism in Eukaryota, Metazoa, Chordata, Mammalia, Rodentia, Octodontidae. The transcript is spliced from 3 exons.